Messenger RNA from Indicator indicator, 804 nucleotides. RefSeq names its product growth associated protein 43 (gene GAP43). Gene Ontology annotation, biological process: regulation of growth; tissue regeneration; axon choice point recognition. The record is from RefSeq and is a predicted model, not a curated record. NCBI's taxonomy places the organism in Eukaryota, Metazoa, Chordata, Aves, Piciformes, Indicatoridae. Gene Ontology annotation, molecular function: lysophosphatidic acid binding; phosphatidylserine binding; calmodulin binding. Gene Ontology annotation, cellular component: postsynaptic density; plasma membrane; cytoplasm. The coding region runs from base 1 to 804 and encodes 267 amino acids. The transcript is spliced from 3 exons.
AUGAGUAUGAAGCAGAGAGUCUGGGCUGCUGAAGAAAUCUUAACUUAUGUUCCUGUUUUCUUCUCUGCCCUCCUUCCUUGUUCUUCUUCAAAGGUUGAAAAAAACGAGGAUGGGGACCAAAAGAUUGAGCAAGAUGGCAUCAAACCCGAAGAUAAAGCUCAUAAGGCAGCCACCAAAAUCCAGGCCAGCUUCCGUGGACACAUAACAAGGAAAAAGCUCAAGGGAGAGAAGAAAGGAGAUGCCCCAGCAUCUGAGACUGAGGCCACUGACAAGAAGGAGGAAGGCCCUGCUGGUGGAGCAGCUGAGAACAAAGAGAGUGAGGCUCCCACUGCCACAGAAGCGGCUGCUGCUGACAGUGCCCAGCUGGAGGAGGGCAGCAAAGACAGCAGCGCACCAGCGGAGGAGAAAAAAGGGGAUGGAGCUGCCGACACGGGCUCAGAGCAGCCAGCCCCACAGGCUGCCACUCCUGCUGCAUCCUCAGAGGAAAAGCCCACUGCUGCCGCCGAAACGGAAAGUGCCACUAAAGCUUCCACUGACAACUCGCUGUCCUUGAAGGCUGAUGAAGCCCAAGACAAAGAGGAGCCUAAACAAGCCGACGUGCCUGCUGCUGACACCACUGCCACCGCCACCCCCGCCGCAGAGGAUGCUACUGCCAAGGCAACAGCGCAACCCCAAAUGGAGACAGUGGAGAGCAGCCAAACCGAAGAGAAGACAGAUGCUGUAGAAGAAACCAAACCUACUGAAAGUGCCCAGCAGGAAGAGGUGAAAGAAGAAGAGAGCAAGGCGGACCAAGAAAAUGCCUGA